AUGGUCCUGGCACGAACUCUUCGCCCUGCGGCGCGCGCGGCACGCCUACUCGAGUAUGCGACAACGAGACCGACCUUCUCCUCUCCUCUUCUCGGCCAACGUAUCCUGCCCUCAGCCUUCGCCAGCGUUCACACCACCUCCCCGAAGACUCAAGAAGCCGCGGCCCUCCGCCAGGAACAACAGCCCGACGUGUCUGCGACGGAACCUGACGCCGUGCAGCGGCUAGACCCAAAGGCGUGUGCGGAUCCAGAGGGGCAAAUUGACGUGGCUUGGCUCCGGGACCGCUGUUGUUGCCCGCACUGCAUCAGUCCUUCCUCGGGCAACAAAUCCUUCUCUACCGCCGAAAUCCCAAGUGACAUUACCUUCCAGAGCGUCAAGGAAAUGCCAGAUGGCUCCCAUGAGAUUCGCUGGACAAACGACAUCCCGCGAGCUGCCGCCGUUGACCACGUCUCCGUCUUUCCCGCCACCGGCCCCCAGAGUAUUGGGAGGUUAUUGACCGAAUCGCCAGCUCUUUUCUUCCAUCAUGCCCGUGUACAAGAGCCUUCUAGAUUCGAGUGGAAAAGGGAAUCCCUCCUUGAGAGGCUGGAGAGGAUCGACUACAAAGACUACAUGGAGGGAGGCCCGGCUUUCAGGUCAACCGCCCUCUCCCUCGCCAAGAUUGGGCUCGUCUUCCUCACCAACGUGCCCCAAACCGAAACUGCCGUAGCUGAUUUAGCUCUCAAGUUCGGCGCCGUCAAGGAGACAUUUUAUGGCCGCACCUGGGACGUUAUCUCUAAACCUGAUGCAGAAAACGUCGCCUACACCUCCUCUUACUUGGGCUUGCACUCGGACAUGCUCUAUCUCGAAUCGCCGCCUCGCAUACAGCUCCUCCAUUGCUUGGAGAACUCGUGCUCGGGGGGUGAGUCCAUCUUCAGCGACGCCUUACAGGCCGCUAGCUCGGUCAAAAGAUUCGUACCCGAUGGCUACGAUGCAUUGACCAAAUACCCGGUACCGUACCACUAUAAUAAGAACGGUUUCUUCUACCGCCAAGCGCGACCCGUCAUCGCUGGCAGGAAUGAAAGAGACCGCGAGGUCUGCUGGUCCCCGCCCUUCCAGGCCCCUUUGCCGGGCAUGCGCGAUGAAGCAGCCUCGGGAGAUUGGCAAAACUGGCUCUACGGGGCGCGGGCGUUCCAACGAAUCCUAGAACAAAGCGACAACGUGUACCAGUACAGGCUCCAGCCGGGCGAGUGCGUGCUGUUUGACAACCGGCGCGUCCUCCACGGCCGCCGGGCUUUUGACACAGCAAGUGGGCGCCGCUGGCUUAAGGGCACAUAUGUCGCCGACGAGGAUUUCCGAAGUGCUCUACGGCCCUUCCUUGAACCCAUCUGAAGAUGCGUUGGACGGUUCAUCGGAAAUAUAGAAGCCAACGUGAACUUGAUGAGCCCAGUCAGUCGAGAUGUGUAUAUAUACACAUGCCUUGGUCUAGUGUCACUUUGAAAAGCGGGCAUUGCGCGGUUAGAAUAGUCACACAUUAGGUAAACAUGAUGGAGUCACGCGCCCAAGAUCGGAGAUGGUGACAAGCCGCUCAAAAGAAACUAUGGUUGCUGGUCUUCAAUUACCUAAGUAUCGUCCGGCAACUGAUCGACUAAUGAACCCAAACGCCAGAGUCAACAGGACAGAAGGAUGUGCCUUCUCUCCCCCGUGAUGCACUACUUUUUU
Colletotrichum phormii is the source of this 1698-nucleotide messenger RNA. Its product is annotated as TfdA family taurine catabolism dioxygenase TauD. Gene Ontology annotation, molecular function: oxidoreductase activity. The record is from RefSeq and is a predicted model, not a curated record. Gene Ontology annotation, cellular component: mitochondrion. Gene Ontology annotation, biological process: carnitine biosynthetic process. Bases 1 to 1368 code for a protein of 455 amino acids. NCBI's taxonomy places the organism in Eukaryota, Fungi, Ascomycota, Sordariomycetes, Glomerellales, Glomerellaceae. The transcript is spliced from 2 exons.